AUGAACUCUUCAACCAACAACAUCAAUGAUCCUACUACGUUUCUUGAUAUGCUCACUCAUGACCAUUUUGACUUGUAUGAAGGUGACAUCUCGAGUCUUGACAUGGAUCCCUUGGCUAGUCCAUCGGCAACAGAGAGUCAAUCAACAACAAACACCUCCCAAUUAGCAACCACAGAACGUCCAAGUAAGCGUCAAAAGCAGAGUGGUGUAUGGACAUACUACAUGGCAGUUGACAAUGGCGAAGGGGGCUCAAUACAAUGUAUGGUAAAGUGUCUUAACGGAUCUACAUCAGGACAAUGGAAGCACCUGAAAGCGAAGCAUACAAGCGUUUACAAUGAAUUGAAGAAACAACCUGAUAGAACGCAACGGAAUAUUGACGAACUCUUCCAAAGGUUUAACGUUCUGUUGGCUGAAUGGGUGGGUGGUGAUGAUCAAGCCUUUACUUCUGUGGAAUGCCCGUUUUUCAAGAAGAUGAUUUCCUAUCUCAAUGCUUCUGCGUCCAUACCAUCUGCUUUUACCAUUCGUAAUCAGAUUGUCAGCAACUAUAACAACAACCGUUCCAGUUUGGUUUCUCAAUUAUCGUCUCUCUCUCAAAUCGUGUUACUCAAUGAAAAUCAACAUGGGAAGGCUCUGGUUGAAUCAGCUGGCUUGAAAAAUAUUGAACUUUUAUCUUACUAA
Molecule: messenger RNA, 678 nt
Organism: Halteromyces radiatus
Lineage: Eukaryota; Fungi; Mucoromycota; Mucoromycetes; Mucorales; Cunninghamellaceae
Exons: 4
Coding region: 1-678 (225 amino acids)
Source: RefSeq, a predicted model, not a curated record